This is a messenger RNA of Pollicipes pollicipes, 2551 nucleotides long. RefSeq lists its product as uncharacterized. Gene Ontology annotation, molecular function: metallopeptidase activity. The transcript is spliced from 7 exons. Lineage: Eukaryota; Metazoa; Arthropoda; Thecostraca; Pollicipedomorpha; Pollicipedidae. The record is from RefSeq and is a predicted model, not a curated record. Bases 84 to 1877 code for a protein of 597 amino acids.
UUGAUGUAAAUCUUGCAGUUUACAAGAAGUAUUUAUUUCAGCAAGUAAUCGAUGAGUGGUUUUUGCACGUUCCAUGUUACAACAUGAAGGAUCUGGCACUGGACAAGCCCAUCAAAUGUCCUCCCGACGACCCAAGUCUGACCAAAGGAACCAACGGCAUAAACUUCAAGGGAUCAACAUGCAUCACCGACCAGUUUGGUUGCGCGAUGAUCUACAACGAGGAGUACAAGAUGAACGUCAUCUCGAUGGACGACCUCCGGAGCUGCGGUCCGGGCAAAAUCCACGCGUUCGUGGCGCGGUCGCUGGGCGCGCGCAGCCCGAUCCAGGAGCCGGACCGCAACGAGCACGUCACCGUCAACUUCGAGAACGUCGAGAUCGGCCUCUCGGAGCGCUACUUCGAGAGCGACCAGUGGCGCGACGAGUACCCCGUGCUGCUCGAGGACCUCGACCACUGCCGCAAGACCUCGGAGGAGGUGUACCAGAUGAAGACGGCCACCUUCAGCACGGGCAUCUUCGACUACGGCUCGGUGCUGGUGCCGGAGACGUUCCAGUACUCGAACCCGCUCGAUCCGCGUCCGGUGACUGUCACCAAGGAGAUCUACGAGCAGGUGCGGCUGGACCGCUCCAAGUACGGCAGCGACUUCCGCCUGCAGCUGACGGGCAACGACCUCUACCGCAUGCGGCUCUUCUUCACCUGCGGCUCCAAUGCCAAGUGCUUCAAGAAGGACGGCGUCUGCAAGAACAUGGGCUUCAUCGCGUCAAGCCCGCUGAUCGACCUGAACAACCGACCGGAGGACCCGGUGAGCUGCGAGUGCUUCUGCCCGUACUCCGACCUGAAGGGUCAGUUCUGCGAGGACAACACCUUCAUGAAGUACAAGUACCUCAACACGAAGGCCUCGUGCUUCGGCUUCAUCACCAAGAGCGGCGACGUGCACGUGGAGAAGCUGCGCGGUCAGCUGCACCAGCAGCGCGGGCGCAACGUGCUGGCUCCGAUGGGCGCCGGCUCCUACAUCUACAAGGAGCGCGAGAUAUUCUCUGACAAGGAGGCGAGGGCCCUGACGCAGGACCAGGACACGCUCCUGGCGUUGUUCCAGCCGCCGAUCAAUGUCAGGAAGACGGGAGGACUGGCGGCCGCGCCCGACGUCUGGGUCUCCAAACAGUGGUGCACGUUCAUCUGGGCACCCCCGAGCAAGAAGAGAGCCAUCGUCACCGUGAACGCGUCCCGACUUUGGCAGUCGGACGAGUUCACGCAGCAGCUGCCGGCCGUCACCAAGAGCCUGAUCGACAAGAAGGGCGACUGCCAGAGGGCGCUCAAGUUCGUGCACUCCCACGGCCCGGACCAGGCCAAGCUGCGCACCAAGUGCUUCUCGGCCAUCUACUUCCCGCCGGAGCGGCCCUACAUGAUCUGGAGCAACACGAGCGCGCUCACUGCCUACAUCUACUGGGACUGGUACCUCUCCCAGCGGAUCCCGCGGCAGCUGAAGCACGCAAUGAAGCUGACCUUGACCACACGGUUCGAACUGGCUCCCGCCUACACGCUGGGCUCCAAGCCGGCCAAGCCGCCGCCCAAGCUUGUCGAACGGCCUGAUCCGCCGCUCGUGAAGGGUACGACCGAGAUGUGGAUGAAUCCCAAGCAUCCCAUGGACGACUGGUUCGCUUCAGUGCGCAACAACAACACGAAGAAGAUCGUGCUGUUCGUGCUGGCCCUGCUGCUCAGUUUGGCUAUGUUGGGUGGAGCCGGCUACCUCCUCUACUACUUUUUAGUGAAGAAGCCGGCGCAGGACGACGACGAGGGCUACGAAAAGGCGGAAACGGAAUUCACCACGCCGGUGGCCGGCACAGAGCCCGGCAGCGAGGAGAACCUGAAGCAGGAAUAGUGGCUCGGUCUCCGACGGCCUCACUGGCGACAUCUAUAUGGGCCAUUCGAAAGCUACCUGGCCAAGCACCAAAUCUUCAUCCACCAUGACGCCGUUGAUAAAUAGCAAUGGAUUACAGAAACAGCUCAAACGGCGUGUUAUUUUAGCACCUUUUAUCAUUUUGUUUCCAUGAUCGCCUCACCAUGCUGGACGAUCCAAGAUGUCAAUCAGUCUGUGAAGCGUGUCUUUCUGCUCUAAAUUCUUCGAGUGAGGCGUCAUAGCUCAAAUCAUGUGGAUUCGUAACCUCGCCGUGAAGCGCUUAUGUGACGGCGGUUGUAUUCCCAUUCCAAACAUAGACCUUCGGUUCUGCAGCUGAACGAAGUUGAGGUAUCGACACCUACUAUAUAAAUGAAGUGUGAUAGGCCUAAAUGUGAAAGAGCGGUGCGGAGGUGGAACAGAUGCUAUCAAAGCAGCCCACGUCAUUGGGAUAAGCAUCGUUCAAAUGGCAAGGGUAAUCGGGCAAAAUGGCAAAGGUAAUCGGGCAAAAUGGAACCCUGCGUUACAUUACCAAAAUGCUACCUGUUCGUACCAACUCUAAUCAAGGGCUUAUACAUUCUAAAUCUCGACACGCUUAUUUCUGACUAGCCAUCAAACUGAGCAGGAGCACUGACAUGUCAGCUACUUUGUUCGGGGAC